AUGGGCUGUGGCUGCGGAGGCCUGAUGGAGACCUCAGCAGCAGCGGUGACGAUUACGACAUCUUCUGAAGAUGUGGAAACUCAGUGUAAGAAGCUCUGUGUGGUGCUGGGCAGUCCUAUAGGAAGAAUCGAGAUAUCAGGAUGUGAGACAGGAGUACAUGGAAUACAUCUUCAAGGAGAUGCUGUACUACAGAAUGGCACUAUGAAGAGCUCAGUGUCUUGUGAAGUACAUGAAGCCCCAGAGGAAAUGGCAGAGCCUCUGAAACAGUGUACAGCGUGGCUUCGGGCCUACUUUUGCGAACCCUGGAUGACCGAAAAGCUUCCAGUGCCUCCUUUCCACCAUCCUCUUUUAGAGCAAGCGUCAUUCACCACAGAAGUGCUGUGGACCCUGUUGAGAGAGGUGAAAUUUGGAGAGGUGGUUUCUUACAAGCAAUUAGCAGACCUGGCAGGCAACAGCAAAGCAGCCCGAGCAGUAGGAGGAGCAAUGAGAAGCAAUCCUAUCCCAAUUAUAAUCCCAUGCCACCGAGUGAUUUGCAGCAGUGGACAGACUGGCAACUAUACGGGAGGAAGUCAUCUGAAAGAGUGGCUUUUGUCACAUGAGAAGCUUCUGAAGGAAAAGUUAGCAUAUUGAUGCAGUUCAGGCACAGCUGUUAUACAGCCAAAACACAUAACCAAAGAUACUUGGCUUAUAACAAGCUUUCAGAACACACAGUAGAAUUCAGGAAAAUGGUAAAUAUUUGAGUGACAUAUAAAUAUAAUACAACAUCCGAAGCGAAAUGUGUGGUGGCACUACUAUAUUAAAAAAGCUGAAUGUGUCCUGGGGGAUCCAGCUUGUAUGCCCUUUCUUGUUUUUACAUUUUACAGCAGAAUGAGUACAGCGGACUGUGCCUGUUGUGCAUGUAUUUUGUUCCUAUCUCUAGUGCUGUUUUGUUCUAUUUUUAAUGUCCAUUAAAGCAAGGAUAAGGGAGUGGGAGGGGCAUGGCAAAUGUGAGAUGCAACUGCCCCUCUAAGGAAGCAUCUGGCUCGCAGAGGGGACAGCCGGGAAUCUGCAGCCUUCGCGUGUAUUCGGAGAGCAAAAUGAAAUGCAUAAGCUUCAACACACACACGCACACCUCCCCCCUGUUCCUGCCUGGAUUUGUAUUUGUCCAGAUUGAAAAGCUUGUACCUCUGCCAGGCUUGGUGCCCAAGAUUCUCCUGUUUUCUUUGAUGUUUGAACUGUUGAAAUGAUGUUUUACGUAAACAGUUGUUAUUGAAACACACUGCAAAUCCAUUCAAAAGGAAACCGCUAUUGAAUUGCCUGUUCACAGCUUUUCUUUUUAGAUCGUUGUAGAUGGCUUAGAAGAUAUGAAUAAUAUUUUGUCCCCACUAGCAUUGCUUGAUGCGAGCAGAAAAACAGAUGCUGAUAAAGUAGUUUGAUGACAAAACAAAUAUUUUCAUAAAAUUAUUCAAUUCAGUUGCAGAUACCUUUGCCAGAAUUUAAAAGCCCAAUUCCCCCCCUUUUGGGGUUGUUUUGUUUGUUGUUUGUUUGUUUUUAAUUUUUUUGUGGUAUGGUGGUGGUCAGCAGUGCUUAUAGCUCUUACUUAGCACUCACUGUUUUCAGUUUUCAUGUUUACACACAUUAGAUAAUAGUCUGGAUUAUAAUAAUUAAAAACUAAACAUUACACUUACUAUCCAGAAAAUAAAUCAACCAAAGGAUGUUGGAGCUAAAAUUUCUGGUUAUUUAGAAAGAACGGAAUUAAAGUCAAAUAUUACAGAUUACCAGAAACUGGAAUUUUUCGGUAUGGGAAUAAUAAAUCAUAUAUUAGAAAACUGAUUUUUAUGUUUUGAUCAUACUUUAGUAGAUGUUGUUUUGAAAAACUCACUGCUAACACAAAUUAUUGAGCUAUGUUACCCUGUCAAUGUAGUGUUACUCUGAUAUUAGAAUUACUUCAUUAAACCUUGUUGUACAUGUACAAGUUGUCUUGUAUGUAUAAAUAAAAAUACAGUAUAUGAUAUACAGAGAAAAUAAACUACCAUACGAUAUAAGGUUGUAUUUUAUCAAGGGUUUCUGGUGGCAAUAUAAACCAUGAAAGCAAGGCUCAAGUGGAUUGUACAUGUCAGCAAAAUCCCAAGAUAAAAAUAUAGUCUUAUAAUAUGUAUAGUUUGAGUGUGUUCUGCUUUUUCAUAAUAUGUGAAUGCUAACCAAAGAAAAUCAGAUGCCUAUUCUAAGCUUCCCUCUUUUUGCAAAUAUUUCAUUUAUAGAUAUUUCUUUCUACAGACAUUGGCUCAUCUCAGAAAAUGAUUCAUUCUUCUGCUAAGAAUAUUCCACUGUUCACUGCUGUUGCUGCUUACCAUAUGUUUAACUCCAUCCACAUGCUGGGUGCUUGGAAAGUAUAAAUAUAGCUGUUCAGGGAAUAACAGAACCAAACUGUAACACAUUUGAAACCAGAUUAACAGCCAUGUCCAGACUUCAUCAUUGUGUCCAUGGUAUUACACUCUGAGAGUUUCAGUUCAAAAACUUGCUUGAUGGAAACUUUUGUGUGAGGCUUUUACUACUGGGUAGGUGAGUAUGUCCUCAAAGUACUGUACUUCUCUGAAUGGGGAUCCCAGCAAAAUCUUAAGGCUUUCACUCCCUUGACUGCAUUGUGAGUCGGAGUAAAAAAAAUAAAAGAAAUUUGAGAGAUGGAUGACCUCUUAGCAAAGUCAGGUGUUUCCUCAGCCCAGUUGUUCCUUGUGAUUUUAAAACUGAAGGUCAGGGUUUCAGCCACCAUUUGUGUAUUCAUUUUGUCACUUCUCUGUUUAACAGCUUAUCUAAUACAAUGUUAUACUAUGAAAACAUUUAUUUCAUAUGAGUGGUCUGUUUUGAUUAUAUGUGCUCAUGGAUCAUUGAAGUAGUAUGUUCUUCUUUAAUUUUGU
Molecule: messenger RNA, 2894 nt
Organism: Pogona vitticeps (central bearded dragon)
Lineage: Eukaryota; Metazoa; Chordata; Lepidosauria; Squamata; Agamidae
Source: RefSeq, a predicted model, not a curated record